AACAACACCUAUUCUGGUUCUGUCCUUUUCUUAGAUAUACAUUUCAACUGCGAACUUGUUGUUUACAAAAUUACAAAGUUUACUACUUUUGGUUCCUUUAUGCUUUAACAAUCUCGAAAUAAAUAUUAGAAUUCGGUGUGUCGCGUCCUGAUAAGUACGUAUUUUCAGAUUUGUAUUACUCCGAUUGUAAAAAAAAAUGAAUUCGAAUUUGUUUUGCAAUUCUUUUAUCGGAUGUUUGAUAAGGAACCAAUUGAAAAGUUUAAAUUUAGUCAGUUCGCGGAAAUUUAGUGUGAGUAAAGGAAAACCAAUGCGUUAUGUGCAAUUUAGAUACAAGACAGGUGGAGUUCAACACCUGGGGGCACAAAUUGCACCAGAAGGCGACAUUUUCGACCUGAGUGCUGUUGACUCCACGAUUCCGAAUUCUUUGGUCAAGUUUCUGAAAGGAGGUAGUGAUGUUCAACAAAAAGCAAAAAGAAUAAUCGCGGACGGUAAAUCGAUUGUUCAUUUGGAAGACGUCGUCUUAUUGCCCCCAAUAACCAACCCUGACAAAGUAGCAUGUGUAGGUUUAAAUUAUAAAGGGCAUUGUGAUGAACAGAAUAAACCAUAUCCAAAAGAGCCUAUGAUAUUCAGCAAAUUUUCUUCUGUUAUCACUGGACCUUAUGAUAACAUUGAAUUACCAAAAAUUUCUCAGAAAGUUGAUUGGGAAGUAGAAUUGGCUAUCAUCAUUGGAAAAAAAGGCAAAAACCUCAAACCAGACCAAGCACAAGACGUAAUAUUUGGAUUCACUGUAGCACAAGAUAUAAGUGCAAGGGACUGGCAGAAAAGGAAUAACGGGCAAUUUUUACUUGGAAAAACAAUGGAUACAUUUUGUCCCCUUGGACCAGCUGUUGUAACUAAGGACAAAGUUGAUGUUAAUAAUUUAGCAAUUAAAUGUUGGGUGAAUGGCGUUCUGAAGCAGAGUGGAAAUACCAAUGAUUUAGUUUUCAAGACUGACUUUCUGGUUUCCCAUUUAUCUCAAUUUGUAACAUUAUACCCAGGUGAUGUUAUACUGACAGGUACACCAGGAGGAGUAGGGAUGUAUAGAAACCCACCAGAAUACUUGACCAAAGGGGAUGUGGUGGAAAGUGAAAUAGAAGGUAUUGGAAGACUGAAGAAUACAUGCAUAUAAAUAUCUUUUGUACUGUAUUAUAUAACACAUAAAAGUAUAAUGAGGA
Molecule: messenger RNA, 1214 nt
Organism: Coccinella septempunctata (seven-spotted ladybird)
Lineage: Eukaryota; Metazoa; Arthropoda; Insecta; Coleoptera; Coccinellidae
Product: fumarylacetoacetate hydrolase domain-containing protein 2A-like
Exons: 4
Coding region: 197-1168 (323 amino acids)
Molecular function (GO): hydro-lyase activity
Source: RefSeq, a predicted model, not a curated record